Messenger RNA from Diospyros lotus (date-plum), 621 nucleotides. Its product is annotated as norbelladine synthase-like. NCBI's taxonomy places the organism in Eukaryota, Viridiplantae, Streptophyta, Magnoliopsida, Ericales, Ebenaceae. Gene Ontology annotation, biological process: defense response; abscisic acid-activated signaling pathway. The transcript has 2 exons. The record is from RefSeq and is a predicted model, not a curated record. Bases 113 to 586 code for a protein of 157 amino acids. Gene Ontology annotation, cellular component: nucleus; cytoplasm. Gene Ontology annotation, molecular function: signaling receptor activity; abscisic acid binding; protein phosphatase inhibitor activity.
ACACACACUAUGUAUGGAUCGUUCCCGCAACACUCAGCCGGCGCCCUAACUGUUUGGCAACUAUCUCAGUCGACCGGACGGCGGACGAAGAAGAAGACGCAAAACAGAAAAGAUGUUUGCAACCGUGUCUCAUGAGAUGGAAGUGAAGGUUCCAGCAAGUAAAGCGUGGCGUCUGUAUAGCAGCCUCAAGCUCGCCAACGUCGUCCUGCAGAAACUCAGCCAUCUCAUCAACAAAAUCGACAUCCUAGAAGGCGACGGCGGCGUCGGCACUGUUCUCCGCCUCCAAUUUCCACCAGGGACGCCGGGGUUUACGUAUUACAAGGAGAAGUUUACGAAGAUCGACGAUGAGAAGCGAGCGAAGGAAGCGGAGGUGAUCGAAGGAGGGUAUCUGGAUUUAGGGUUUACGUUGUAUCGAGUUCGAUUUGAAGUGAUUGAGAAGAGCGAAGAUUGCUGCAUCACGAAAGCCACCAUCGAGUAUGAUUUGAAGGAAGAAGCUGCGGCGAACGCUUCCAUCGUCAGCAUCCAGCCGCUGGUGCUGAUUAUGGAAACCGCCGCCGAUUAUCUUACCGUCAACGACGAAGAUUAAUGACGGCGAUGCCUUCAUAAUACUCGUCUAUUAUU